Messenger RNA from Betta splendens (Siamese fighting fish), 6886 nucleotides. RefSeq names its product protein tyrosine phosphatase receptor type b (gene ptprb). The transcript has 39 exons. Gene Ontology annotation, biological process: protein dephosphorylation; angiogenesis. NCBI's taxonomy places the organism in Eukaryota, Metazoa, Chordata, Actinopteri, Anabantiformes, Osphronemidae. The coding region runs from base 240 to 6095 and encodes 1951 amino acids. The record is from RefSeq and is a predicted model, not a curated record. Gene Ontology annotation, molecular function: protein tyrosine phosphatase activity; cadherin binding.
AAGAGAGACACACAGGCAGGGAGACAGGAUUCCAGAGGAAGGAGAGGAGCCUCUGGGUUGGAGUCUGACGGGCUGCGGUUGAGCUGGAAAGAACCAGGAUUCAUUUGGUUUUUACAGACGAGCCCAGGUGAGCUCCAGCUGUUUCCCAGCAGGACCUGCCUUUCGCUGCCGCUGAGCGGUCGUCUACCUGAGGAGCAUGGUGGUGUUGGACCUGUCGGACGAUCGGACGGAGGAUCAAAAUGCUGACAUGUAAAGUUGCCUCUUAUUGCUGCUGCCCGUGGUUCAUCUGGCUGCUGCUGCUUCAGGACGUGAGCGGUUCGGCUCCGUCGGACGACCAGCCCUGCAGCAUCUGUGUGCUGGACUCAGCAUCUGGACUGGACUCUGUCUCACUGACUGUUGGCACAUCUGGACAGAACUGCUCCUUCAACGUGACGUCUGUGGACGCCGACGCCGACGGCACCGAGUGCAGGAGGAAGAGAGGAGCCGAGGAUGGAAGCCAAGGAGCAGGUGACACAUUCACCUGUGCCCUGGAUCACCUGGAGCCGGGAACCGCCUACGAGCUGCAGGUCCAGUCCCAGACGGACAACGAGACGGCCAGUCUCACCCUGCACACCCGACCGUCGGCGGUGAGAGACCUUGUGGUGACCCAACGGACCUGCAGCAGCCUGGCUCUGUCCUGGCAGGCCGGUCCAGGCAGGACUCAGCGCUUCAGGCUGCAGCUGUGGGAGCGAGCUCAGGGUUCGGAUCACUCAGGUUUGCUACUGAACAAGACGCUGGAGAGCACCACAACACAACACACUCUACUGGACCUCACACCAGGGCGACUGUACAACGUUACCGUGGUGACGGAGGCUGGCGAUCUGCAAAACAGCUGGAUGAUCGAGGCCCAGACAGCUCCCUCUGCUGUUUCCAACCUGACCGUCAAUCACUACAACAGCACAAGCGUGUGGUUGUCAUGGCAACGGCCCAAAGGGGAUCUGGAUGCCAUUACUGUGACCCUCUCGACCAAUGGCGUAAACAGCUGGGAGACGACUCUUUCUUGGAACGUCACCGAGGCCUGGGUGGAUCAGCUGACUCCUGGCUUGGCCUAUCAAAUUGUUGUGUUGUCCAAGAGUGGCGGGCUGAAGAACCAAUCAGAGCUCACCUUCAGAACAGCUCCAGCGCCGGUCUCUCUCCUCGCUUUGUCUCCUUCCGACAACGGCAGCCUCCUCUUGUCCUGGUCUCCUCCAGUCGGUCACUGGGAGAACUACCGGCUGCUCCUGUUCGACGGCUCCAAGCAGAUAGUCAAAACCACACUGGACCGGGACACAAAGACAUUUUUCUUCCCGGCAUCAGAACUAACCCCUGGGAGGCUGUACCGAGCUGUGCUGAGCGUGGAGAGUGGAGGAGCGACGGCGGAGAGCAGCUGUGAGGCAGCAACAGCUCCCGCUCCGGUGGUGGAUCUCCACAUUCGACAUGCGGAUGAGACGUCGCUCAGUGCCAUGUGGAGCCACGCCCCCUCUGGGUCACGUGACAACUACUUCCUGUCCAUUCGCCACGGUAAUGUUACUGUGGAUACCAGGGAGGUGGAGCCACACAUGAGGGAGUGCACCUUCAACGUGCUCACUCCGGGACGCCUUUACUCCAUCAUGGUGUCGACCAGGAGAGGGAGCCUGAACGCCUCCGUGAGCGUGGAGGGCAGGACAGUUCCUGUAGCAUUGACUUCUAUCAGACUGAGCAGCUCCAGGGUUGACAGCCUCCAGGCAUCAUGGGAGAAGCCAGCAGGCGACGUGGACUCGUACGCGUUGUCUUUGCUCAGAGCUGGAGAUGUGCUGCAGAACUACAGCGUUCCUGUCAGUUCCUCCUCACUGCAGAUGUCGGGUUUAGUGCCCGGCACCUUCUACAACCUGCAGGCCGUCACCAUCAGUGGGGGGGUUCGUUCCAGAUCUUUCAGUCUGGACGGAAGCACAGCCCCAGCAGCCGUCUCUGAGGUAAUCGUUUCCAACGGCGGCAAGUCAGAUGCUCUGCAGGUGUCAUGGCAACCAGCAGUAGGCGUGGUCGACAACUACCAGGUUCGUCUUCAGUUUGGGAUUCAAACCAUCCACCUUUGCACCGUGUCGCCCCCGUCGCCGCUGCAGUGCUCCUUCAGCUCACUGGUGGCUGGACGGCUGUACUUGGUCGUCAUAGUGACCAGAACCGGCAUCUUGGAGAAUGCCACCACGAUUCGAGCACGGACACAACCUGCAGCUGUGCAGAACCCAACCGCGAUCCACUCGGCGAGAGACGACUUCCUUAAGGUUUACUGGCGCCACGCAGCAGGAGAUCUGGACCGCUACGUGGUUCUCAUCAGCUACAACCACAGCGUGCUGCAGAACAAGAGCGUCUCUACCGGACACAACGACUGCGUCUUUUCGUCCCUGACGCCGGGGAGACUUUACACCGUUACCGUGGAAACGUGGAGUGGCGACUACGUCAGCAGCGUCUCCACCGACGGACGCACCUUUCCGGGGUCUGUGGGUAACCUGUCGCUAGGCAACGCAGGAACUGGUGACCUGAUGUUGACCUGGAGUCGGGCCCCCGGGGACGUGGACCACUAUGAGGUCACUCUGUUCUUCAACGACACUCAGGUUUUCCCUCCCGUCACGUUGGGCAGCGAGGUGCGACACCACCAGCUGACCUCACUCACACCGGGGCGUCUAUACAAGAUCGUGGUGUCAACGUUCAGUGGACCGAACCAGAGGCCCCAGUUCAUCAUGGGGCGGACAGUUCCCAGCACUGUUGGAAACCUCCACCUGGUUCCUCCCCUCAACCUGAAGGACUCGGACGGCAGACUGUCGGCCACCUGGACGCAUGGAGAAGGAGACCUGGACCUGUACGUGGUGUCCCUCUUCGGCCCGGGCGGUUCAGUUAUCGAAACUCGUCCUGUCCCCAAACACGUCACCUCCUUGGACUUCUCAGAGCUGAUCCCCGGCGCCAUGUACUCCAUCACUGUGCAGUCAAAGAGCGGGACGCUGACCAACAGCAUCACAGCCUUGGGCCGGACGGCGCCGGCCCGAGUCACGGCCCUGCAGGCGGACAACGACCACACCACCCACAGCCUGACGGUCAGCUGGGAGCGGCCGGUGGGCGUGUACGACGGCUACACCCUGCAGCUCCUGGACGAUGCCGGCGCCCUCGUGGUCGACCGCUCGGUGUCCGCUGGGAGUCGCAGCGAGGUGCUGGACGGCCUGACGUCAGGGAAGCGGUACCGUGUGAAGGUGGCGACUCUGAGCGGCGGCGUGUCUUCGCCCGAGGCCACCGCGGACGGACAAACACGUCCGGCUGCAGUCAGUAACCUGACGGCCUCCUCAGCCAGCACCUCCUCGCUCUCCUUCUCCUGGCGUCCGUCGAACGGACACGUAGACAACUACAACCUGUCGCUGCACAGCGUGGUGGAACCGGGCCACGGAGAAGACGCCGCGGGCAGCAAGGAGCAGCUGCAGAACGCCGGCCCACAUGCAGACAGCUGCGUUUUCUCCGGCCUGAGACCCGGCAGUCUGUACAGGCUGCAGGUGCUGAGCUGGAGCCGAGGCAUGAGCAGUGACUCGUCCGUCCUAGCCAGGACCGUCCCGUCUGCGGUCUCAUCCCUCCAGGUUCAGAGUUCAGGACGGAGGGACAGACUGGCGGUCAGCUGGCAUCAUGGCCAGGGCAGCCGGAGCAGCUACGAGGUGGUUCUGUACGACGUUUCCGGAGCGGUUCUGGGAUCUCAGCUGCUGGGACCAGACCACACCAGUCACUUGUUCCCUGGGCUGAUCCCCGGUAGACUGUACCGAGCAGAGGUGGUGACACACAGCGGACAGCUGACCAACAACGCCUCAGCGAUGGGACGCACCUCUCCAGGACCUCCCACCCACCUGUCCGUCAAACAAGGCCCAGCCAAUGAGACCAUAGAGCUGUCGUGGUCCGGUCCUAACUUUGGGGACUAUGACAACUUCAGCCUCCAGUGGACGCCCCCAGACCAGCUGUCAGUCACGCGGCCUCAGCUGACCAGGUGUGUCGUAGGCGGGAUGUUUCCGGGCCGACAGUACAACUUCACCGUGAUGACUGUCAGCGAGGGUGGGGCCGGGGCCGGGCUCACGGUCGUGAGCCAGCCAAUCCAGAGAAGCGUUAGAACAAGGCCGUCGCCUCUGAAGUCCGUCCACUGCUUCCCCCUGUCCUCGUCCUCCAUCUCCUGCUCCUGGUUGCCCCCUUACUCUGACUUUGACUCCUAUGAGGUAGAGUGUCGCCGUUAUGACGACGGGGAGCUGAAGUCAGCGCUGAGACUGAUGGGGGGCGAUACUUCAGUAACACUUAAUGACCUAGAGGCAUUCAGGAAAUACUCUGUGAUGGUCAGAGUGUCAUCGGCUGGACAGACAAGUCCACCGGCAGCACACAGCACAGUCACCAUGAUAGACCGUCCACCGGUACCGCCACCCAGCAUCCGGGUCAGCGAAAGGUCGUCAAAGCUCAAGUCAUCCUCCAUUCUCUUCCGUUUCAACUGCUCCUGGUUCAGCGACGUCAACGGAGCUGUGGAAUACUUCGCUGUGAUCGUGUCUGAGUCUGAAGCCAUGGAGCUCCAGCAGCCAGAGCAGCGCCACCCUCUGCCCUCGUACCGCGACUACGCCCGCAACUCCUCGGUGCGAACGUACCAGACGGGGUACUUCCUCAGCCGCUGUCCGCAGGACGCCGAGAGCUCUGCAGCACAGGUGGUGGAGGUGAACGUGGGGGCGGGAGGGGACCGGCUGGGCGGGGCCUGUGAUGGUUUCCAUGACGACGACCUCUACCUGAGUGACAGCUACGGCGGCUUCUGCGACGGGCCGCUGAAACCGAAGACAUCCUACAGGCUCAGCGUUCGCGCCUUCACCAGGCUGUUCGACGAGAACAACAGAGAGUUCCUUCAGCCGCUGUUCUCCGACACGUACCUCUCUGCACCGCUCCGGACGCAGGCAGAGCCUCUAGGUGGCGUCGUGGAGGGUCUGAGCGCGGGGAUGUUCCUCAUCGGGAUGAUGGUGGCCGUGGUGUCUCUGCUGGUCUACAGACAGAGGCUGCGCAAAGUGGCCGUGCAGGAGAACCCGGUGGUGAGGAUGAGCAUGUGGAAGGAGGUGCCAACUUCAGGGGUGUAUCUGGGCGUCAGGAGUAACCGGCGGGUCACCAGUCCCAUCAAAACGUGCCACUUCGAGGCACAUCUGACCAAACUCCAGGCCGACUCCAACUACCUGCUGUCUGAGGAGUUUGAGGAUCUGAAGGACGUGGGCCGUAACCAGACGAUGGACGUGGCCCGACUGCCAGAGAACCGAGGGAAGAACCGCUACAACAACAUCCUGCCAUACGACUCCACCAGAGUGAAGCUGUCGUACCUGGAGGACGACCCCUGCUCCGACUACAUCAACGCCAGCUACAUCCCCGGAAACAACUACCGCAGGGAGUACGUGGCCACGCAGGGGCCCCUGCCCGGCACCAAGGACGACUUCUGGAGGAUGGUGUGGGAGCACAGCGUCUACAACGUUGUCAUGGUGACGCAGUGUGUGGAGAAAGGACGGGUGAAGUGUGACCAGUACUGGCCUGCAGACAAGGAGCCUCUGUACUACGGCGACCUGGUUAUUCAGAUGCUGUCGGAGUCGGUGCUGCCAGAGUGGACCAUCAGGGAGUUUAGGAUCACAUCGGAGCGAGCUUACCCUCGGCUGGUGCGUCAGUUCCACUACACCGUGUGGCCUGAUCACGGGGUCCCAGACAGCACCCAGUCCCUGAUCCAGUUCGUCAGGACAGUCCGGGACUACGUGGACCGAUCGCCCAGCACCGGCGCCACUGUUGUUCACUGCAGUGCUGGUGUUGGCCGCACGGGGACGUUCAUCGCCUUGGACCGGGUUCUGCAGCAGCUGGACUCAAAGGGGAGCAUCGACCUGUACGGCUGUGUGUUUGACCUGCGCCUGCAUCGCCAGCACCUGGUGCAGACAGAGUGCCAGUAUGCCUUCCUGUACCAGUGCAUUCGAGACGUCCUCAGAGCCAAAAAGCAUCGCAGCGAGCAGGAAAAUUCUCUCUACCCCAUCUAUGAAAACUUCAACCCUGACUAUUGCCGCGACUUCAUCUACAGGCAGUGAUGUGAUGAAGAUGCCAAACCUCUCACGCAGGAAACAAGCGUUGCUGGUUGUUUUUUUCAUUUUCUCUGCUUCUUGAUGAAGGUCGUGACCUUUGUCAGUGUUUGAGGGUUUUUGGAAGUUGAACAUCUCUUGACUCACUGCUCCACAUAAGCUGUUUAUUUAAACAUGACACGUUUUGCUGUAUGUAAAUAUUGAUGUAAUACUUUAUUUCUACAUAUAAUGAACAUAAACGUUCCCAGACGUAACCACCUCUUUUAAUUUAGUAGCUUCACCACAUGACUGUUAUUCUAAGACACAGAAGUAUCACAAACGUCCCUUCUGGUUUAUUGGUUCAUACAAAGUCGCUAUCAUGGUUCAUUCUGGGUAACGGUGUGACACGGCUGUGCUGAUCAUGGCUGUUGAGACGGACACAGUGCAUCCGUUCCAUGCCAUUACCCAGAAUGCAUUGCUCUGCCAAUAACAGUGGCCACUCACCAGGAGCAGCUUUUACAGCAACGUAAUAUUUCUGAGUCUUAGUAUGACGGAGUCCAGCCGUGGUCCCUGUGGUCCACAUAAACGUUACAGCGUUAGAUACCAGUGAUCGAUUGUCGUCCACAAGAACAACAUUUUCAGUUAUUGUUGCUAUAUUCAAGGAAAAUGCGUGACUUUUAUUUUUAUAAACUGCUGGAUGAUUUAAAUGUUUUAAGUGAUUAUUGUUAUAUUUUGUGACUUAUAUCAGCCAGUUUCUAUAAAAUGGACUAUAACUGCACAAUAAAAACAGCAUUCACAUUUUUAUGAAAUGUAAAAAGAAA